GCGGGCCAAUGGCGGCACAGGAAGCGACCACAGACAGCGUUGUCCGACUGUAAUGAAUACGCUCUCAUUCAUAUUUUCUCUCUUCAGGGAGAUUUUUGUUGUAUGCGCAUUUACUUCUUGCAGGGAUAAUCGCUAUCCUGCAACCCGGAUAAUAAGGGCUCGACUCCGACGUGGAAACAGCGGUUAAACGUCGUUAUGUAUCGCGGUUCUAGGCCGCACAGAGGCGGCUAUCAUCCUCCGCCGUCUCGCGGUUUCGGGCCUCGUCCCGGACCAGGCCAUCCUUCAGACCGGGGACACCACGCUCCUCCAGACCCGUACCGGCGCUCUUCCCCGCGGAGGAGAUACUCCCCUGGAGCAAGAGAUCCGCCCGAUGAAUACAGAGGAGCGCGACCACAACGAGGCUACGGGAGGUACAGUCCAUCGCCUACUCGUGGUGGUCUCCCAGCUGACCACAGUCUGGUCAUAACGGUGGGGAAUGAGCUGAACCAUCCAUCAGGCUAUAAGGGGGCAGAUGCUCCUUAUGUCCGAGAUUAUGGUGCUGGUGAAUCACACUAUAAUAAGCCCUAUUACUCUCCACGGAGGUCGAGCCAUGAUGGACAGAGCGAUAGGGGUUCGAGGAGGCGCAGUGUUAGUCGUGGCAGGAGCAGGGGCAGGAGUCGCAGUCCUGGCUACGCCCGCAGCAAAAGUCGACCGCGCAGCCGGAGUCGGAGCUACAGUCGCGGCAGGAGUCCCGAACGAGCGAAGAGCCGUGCGCGUAGCAAGAGCAGAACUCGUGCGAGGAGCUACAGUAGAAGUAGAAGCAGAAGCAGAAGUGGAAGUCGUGGUCGCAAUAAGAGUAGGGCCAGGAGCAGGGCAAGGAGCAAGAGCCGGCCACGAAGCCGUAGCCGAGAAAGGAGCCGAAGCAGGGGGAGAAGCCGAGCAAGGAGCCGGGCUAGGAGCCGCAGUGUCAGUCGCAGUGGUAGCAGUAGCAGCAGCGGCUCCAGCAGGAGUCGUCACAGCAGCGCCAACAAGAGAGUCAAGACAGGUAGUUUUAGGGAGGGAGAGGAGGACUUUACUGAGCUUGAGAAGGCUCGGAGACGCAAGGAAAUUCAAGAUAUGCUUGUGAAGCCGGCAAAGUCAAUUUUGAAGAAAAGGAUGGAUUCCUCUGAGACUGAUUCUCCCAUGCUAGUGCAGAAUAGUGAUUCUCCUCGAGGAAAUCCAGACGGUGGGCUUUCGCAUGAGGCAGAACAGCUUCUCUGUGCACUUUCCAAAACCAUGGAUUCAGACUUGUUUGCAUCCCUACUGGGGAAAGCUUCUGAUGGUAAUGUUCUUGAAGAGCUGAUUGGCAAGCUCCAGCCAGGCAGAGAGGGUGGAAGUGACUUGCUCCUUUCUCACGAGAAAGGGAGACAAAAGGCAGAACUCACAGAGUUGCUUGGAAUGAUAGCAGGAGCCCAUUCUCAGAAAAAGAGUCUUACAGAUAUUGAAGAUGAAGAGAAAUUUCUCUAUGGAGAUGAAGAGGGUGAUGAGGUGAAACCUGCUAAGGAGGUUCCAGCAGAUUCCAGCUUUCCAGACACAAGUUUCCCACAGUCUUGUGAUAGUCAGAGAAGAGAACAUGGCUCUGCGCCUUACGCUUAUGGCCAUGCUGCAGAAAAUGUGUCGAGCCAUUCGCAGAGAGACAGCAGGCAUCGUUCCUCGGCCACACCUGAGAUGCAUCCCAAGGAAGAACCUGAGGACUUCCCACCUGGGGUUGGGCCACAGGAUGUCAAGGUAAGGAAGGAGGUAGAGGAAUAUGAGAAGAUACAAGAUUUGCUGAAAACAAUUGGCUUCGACCUUGGUGUGGCCGAAAUAAGCAAGAUGGCCGCCAGGACGCAAGAGCGCCUCCACGGUGCCACCCCUGCAAAGAAGACACCAGCUGGCCGGCAGUCGGAUAGAAAGCACCGGAGUCGUAGUAGGAGUUACAGCAGCAGCAGUGGAAGCAGCAGGAGCUCCAGUCGCAGUCGGAGCAGCAGCCGAAGCAGAAGCAGGGCAAGCCGAAGCCGAAGUAGCAGUUUCAAUCGCACUUCAAAACAGAGCCGGAAAAAGCAAGUUUCCCCAGAACAAAGAUCUCAACGCUCACAUAGUCAGAACAAGAAAGAGGCUCAACCUGCCGUCACAGAAAGCAGAUGGCCUACGACACCCACUGUGGGUCCUGGGACACAGGCAUAUCCUUCCCAACCCAGCCUCCCGGGACAUCAAGUGCCCCCAUACCCACCCCCACGGGGAGUAAUGCCACCUGACUUCCCUCCACACGGUUACGAUGCAUAUGGCAAUUAUAUUCCAUAUAUGCCCCCGGGAUGGCCGAUGUACCCACCUCCAGGUAUGUCAGUACCUCCUCCCAGUCCAAUGGAUCCCUACAGCCUACCUACCUAUGAGCGGCCCUUUCUUAAAGUGAUCAAACCUGGGACAAGUGAGAGUAAAAACGACAAUAAAAAAGCACCUUCUAAAUCGGAUGCUGUGGCCUCUAAAGCGAUCACCACUGACAUUAAGAUGAAAGAAAUGGAAGAUAAGAAUACCGCCAGUGAAAAACAAAAGGUCAUGGAGGAGCUUGAAAAACUAAAAAAGGAAAAAAUAAUGCGACACAAGAGAAAAGAAAAUCUUUUAAAGGAUGUGGAGACAUUGAGAAAGCAGCAAGGGGAGCUUCUUCGAAAGAAGCGAAGGGAGAAGGAUGGACACAAGGACCCUCUUCUUAAAGAGCUCGGUGAGCUCCAAGAGGAUGCGAUGGCCCAAAUCUCUAAGUUGCGUGCUGAACAGAGAGAAGCAGAUCAAAAACACGAAGAGCUGGUCAAAGUGGCUCUCAUUCUCGGUAUAGACUACAAAGAAUCGAAGAUCUCUGGGGACUAUGAGCAGCAGCCCCCUCAGAGUAAGAAGGAUUCAACCAGAAGCCCAGAGAAAUCAGGGGCCAAAACCAGCACCUCGUACACUAAGGUACCCUCCUCAAAAGCAAGAGCCUCUCCUGAAAAACCCAAGUCAUCUCCUCAGUUGAGCAGCCAUUCCCUGGACACUGCUGCUGAGCAGUUUGAGUACUACGAUGCGGGAAACCACUGGUGUAAAAACUGCAAUGUUACCAGUGGUUCAAUGUUUGAUUAUUUCAUGCAUUUGCACAGCAAAACCCAUAGGAAGACUCUAGAUCCUUAUGACAGACCUUGGGCAAAAUCAGAGAGUGAAAAGAAACAACCAGCUGGAAAGAGGACUUCAAAGCCAGCCAAAGGCUCUGAGUUCUUGAUCCCUGUGAGGGGAUUCUUCUGCCAGUUAUGUGAAGAGUUUGUUGGUGAUCCCAUUUGUGCUGAGGCCCAUGUCACCUGCCAUACUCACAAUGAGAGAUACAAGGCAAAAAUUUAUGAAAAUCCCCUCUAUGAACAAAGGAGGAACCUGGACCGUCAGGCUGGCAUAGAGAGCCAAAAGAGUUCAGAUCACAAACGAAAACGUGAAGACGACGAUCAGGAUAUGAAGAAAUCCAAACACAGCAAAGGAGGAAAAAUUUCCAGUAAUGAAGUGGAGAUGAAACCACAGUACAGCAAGGAUGAGGAGUACAAGAAUGUCAAAGAGAGUGAGAAUAAACUUAAGGAGAAAUACAAGAAAGAGGAUACAGAUAAACUGAAAUACAAGGAGGAUGAUGACAGAUUCAAGAUGAAAGAGGAAGAGAGAGCGAAGUAUAAAAAAGAUGAUGAUGAACGAAACCGUUACAAGAAAGACGAUGAAUACACAAAUAAGUACAGGAAGGAAGAAGGGGAGAGAUCCAGGUAUGAAGGGGACAGAUAUAGAAACCGAGAUGAUGAUGAAUAUGAUCGGUAUAGAGAAGAGGACGACAGAUAUAGAUUUAGAAAGGAUGACGAGAGGGGCCGAUAUAGUAAAGAAGACGAGAAGGCCAAGUAUGGCAGAGAAGAGGAUAAGAGAUACAAAUACACUCGGGAGGCCGAGGAUAAAAAGUCAAAAUAUAAAGAUGAUGACUGGGGGAAGUGGCCGAAAUCAAAGUGGGAUGGGGAUGAAGACAGUAAUGGCAAGUAUGAUAAAAAAGAAGACAAAACUCUGCACCAGAAGGGCAAGGGUGGUUAUUUCAAAGAUGACCAGGAGAGCACAGGGAAGUUCAAUGCUAAAGAUGUCAAAGCAGAGCCAGAGAAAACCAGCGAGCCUCCUAAAGUCUUAUGUGGUCCGAGCCCUGCCUUGCUUGCUAAACUUCGCAAAAAAAAUGAGGAGGCUGCUGGUCGGCUUGGCUUUGGGAAGUUUGGUCGGAAAAAGCCACAGAAGACGGCACUGGAGAAGGAGGCAGAGAGGAUGGCGGCACAAUUUUUAAAGGAAGAUGAAGAGGCGUCAAAUGAAAACGCAGAGCCUGAGCAAGAUCCUUUUACAAAGUCUAUAGCUGCUGCAAAAUCCAUUGCUAUGAAAUUGUCAGGAAAGGUUGUGCUUCCCCCCUCUUGUGAAUGGCUAGCAUACAACGAAAAUACAAGUAAUCCUAAUCUACCGCCUCCCAUAUCUCCUAUGGUUAUUAGGAAGUCUUUUACAGGUGUGCAAAAUAAACCAACACCACUUGUUUCUAGUGACAAAUCUGCUGGUCCUGUAACAGGAACUCCGAUGGGCCCAGCACUGCCACCAGACCUUAUUUCCAAGGCAUUUAGUGGAGAAGAGGUGCAAUUAAAAAACACAAAGCCGUCUGUCAGCUCUGAAGAUAUCUUUAACGUAUCCGUUCCACUUCCAUCUCCAACUGCAGCGCCCAAAGUGGUAAGUGCUGCCCAGGUGAAACCUGUUACUCCCAGUGAAUGUGUUGUUACUCGCAGUGAAUGUGUUGUCACUCUAGAGUCCGAUGUGGCUGCUCCCGGAGUGCCUGAGGAAGAGCAGAAGCUCACCAUAAUCCUUCGUCCUCCUCCUCAGCUUCCUUCUAAUGCCAGAGACCCGUCCCCCAAAAUGGUAAAGCCAAAGACCACUCUUGCUGCAGGAAAAGCAAAAGAUUUGUAUGACAUUUUUUACAGUAGUAACUCUGCUGUUAAAACUUGUGUUAGUUCCAAUGUUGGUGACAAACAAGACUCUGGAUUUACACCUACAGAUAGUGGGUCCAGCAUUAAAGAGCCCAACAAUAAAGACAAAAGUGCUAGUGAUGUUGCUCAGAGCGAAGAACUCCCCAAGAACAAGGACUCGGUAGUUGCCCAGAAAGUGGAACCCCUCAUGUGCAUGGAUUCAAAAAUUGCAGAGAGAGAACACCCCAAGAAUGAGGACUCAAGAGUUGCCCAAAAAGAUGAACCCCACAACAACGAGGACUCAGAAGUUGCCCAGAGCAAAGAACCUCCUAACAAGUCCUCAAGACUUGCCAUAAGCGAAGAACCCAUCAAGAACGAGGACUCAGAAGUUGCCCAGAAAGUUGAAUCCCCCAAGUACGUGGAUUCAAGAAUUGCAGAGAGAGAACACCACCACCCCAAGAAUGAGGACUCAAGAGUUACUCAAGAAGAUGAGUCAGACAGUGACUCAAGCUGUAAAGAGUCCAACAAAGACAAAAGCGCUAGUGAUGUUGCCCAAAGCGAAGAACCCCCUAAAAAUGACGACUCGGAAGUUGCCCAGAGUAAAGAACCCCCCAACAAGCCAUCAAGAGUUGCCCUGAGAGAGGAACCAUCUAAGAACGAGGACUCAGAAGUCGCCCAGAGCAAAGAACCUCCCAACAAGUCCUCAAGAGUUGCCAUAAGCGAAGAACCCAUCAAGAACGAGGACUCAGAAGUUGCCCAGAAAGUGGAAUCCCCCAAGUACGUGGAUUCAAGAAUUGCAGAGAGAGAACACCACCACCCCAAGAAUGAGGACUCAAGAGUUACUACAGAAGAUGAGUCAGACAGUGACUCAAGCUGUAAAGAGUCCAACAACAAAGACAAAAGCGCUAGUGAUGUUGCCCAAAGCGAAGAACCCCCUAAAAAUGACGACUCUGAAGUUGCCCAGAGCAAAGAACCCCCCAACAGGCCAUCAAGAGUUGCCCCAAGGGAGGAACCAUCUGAGAACGAGGACUCAGAAGUUGCCCAAAAAGUGGAAUCCCCCAAGUACGUGGAUUCAAGAAUUUUAGAGAGAGAACAACCCCCCAAAGAUGAGGACUCAGGAGUUGCCCAGAGCGACGAACCCCCCAACAGGUCUUCAAGUGUUGCCCAGAGCGAAGCAUCUCCUAAGAGUGAAGAGUCAAAGGUUGGACAGGGCGAAGAAUAUCCCAAUACCGUGGACUCAAAAUUUGAACAAGCAUUUGAGGAUGCAUUCAAAACUGAGAUUCAAAAAGACGACAACUCAAAAGAGGAAGAUAUUGAUCAACAAGUGCUUAAAUCUAUUGAAAUCUCUUUGGGGGACGUAACUGUGAUGGACGUUAAUAGUGUGGACCCAAUACAGAUAAAUAACGAAGAGGAAAACCCUCUGGAAUCUGAGGAACCCAUGUCAUUCUCCCCUCUUCCUGGUUCUUUUACUGAGCAACUGAACUUGGACACAUUUGAAUUCAGUUUUGAGCCUUUGUAAAGGACCUUCCAAGAGUCGGUUUAGGGAUGUAUAUGUUACCUCUGAAUGUAAAUAAGUGAUUUUCAAGUAUUCUUUGUAAUUGCUUGAUCCAGUUAGAAUGUUUCAUGUCUAUUCUUAACCUUUUGGCAGGUAAUGCCAGUGAAAGCGUGGACUGAAAAGCAUUCAUUCUGAAGUGGGUGCUGGGGAAGGAAUCCCUCUAAGAGAAUGAAAACUUACAUCAAGUAAUGAAUCCUAAAUAUGUGUAAAAGUUUCACUAUCUUGUCAAAAGCACCAGGUGUUGAGCUACAUGUUUGCGUAUUUUGUUCCCAGCAGAAAUCAUUCCUUUCCUCCCCAAAGGUAAUGUAAAACAUAACGAAUACGAUGUGUAUUAAAAAUUUCAGACUCUAAAUCCAUUUCUUCUGUUCGUUCCAUUUAAAUCAAUGAAGAUAUUUUAAUACAGGAGCCACACAGAUCCAGGCUCAGAGAAGAGAAAUGGUGUGGAGUUCAUGCUUCAAGGACAUGCAUACACAACUUUGGCCAGAAAAUGUCAAGGCUUGGCCUCCAUAGUUUUAUUACCCUGUGCUGUGUAUUGAUGGCUUUUCCUUCUGGUUUCAGUUUAUUUUUUGUUUUUUGACAAACUAAUGUGUUGUUAUAAUGUUCACAUUGCUACCACGAUACUUUAGCAUCUCCAAAUAGUUGGUGUAAUUGCACAAGUUCUGUGCUAGUUCAAAUAAAUCACAGCAACCCUUCC
This is a messenger RNA of Pimephales promelas (fathead minnow), 7216 nucleotides long. It is a transcript of the gene znf318, whose product is annotated as zinc finger protein 318. Lineage: Eukaryota; Metazoa; Chordata; Actinopteri; Cypriniformes; Leuciscidae. Gene Ontology annotation, cellular component: nucleoplasm. Gene Ontology annotation, molecular function: nucleic acid binding; zinc ion binding. Gene Ontology annotation, biological process: negative regulation of DNA-templated transcription; positive regulation of DNA-templated transcription. The record is from RefSeq and is a predicted model, not a curated record.